UGCCAACCUGCUUGGUUGAAACCUGGACAUUGGCGCCAAAUGUCUUGCACACAAGUACGGAGUACAUCUACCCUAUGUCAGUGCUUGCACCUGUUAUCUCUCUCCCUCCUCUCUAUUUCGAACGUCUCUAGGUUGGUGCGCUACACUCGUUCUUUCAGAUAUCGCCUUUUUCCACGCCUCCUAAGCUGUCAACGACAAGCAUUGAACCCCUCCUUUCCCCUCGAAUCUACAAACUUGUGGUUGUUGCACUGCUUGUUAGCUUUGCUCCUCCAUCAGCCCAACCCGCUUGCCAAAGGCUUCUUCCGAGAUCGCACGCAAUAUGGCAAUCCCUGAUCUAGUCGUUGUCCUCAUUGCUGUCGUCGUUUGUGCUGCGGCAGUCAUUGUCGGUGCCGCCAUUCACAGGGCUAUGCGACGAGAGCAAUAUGAGAGAUAUACCCUGAACAUCCCCCCGGAGCAGCAUGAAUACAUGCGCGAUAUGAGGGAGAAGUAUGUCAACAUGAUGUACAGCGAGAGUCGUGUAUAGCCUAACCCACAUGAAGCAUCCUAUCCUUGUGAUGGGGAUCGCUUAACCUCCGCUUUCGAUGUCGCGCCGACCUUCAGGCGGGUUUGACUCCCAUAAGACCUGAUCGGGAAGUUGGUCGGUCAUUGCAUCUACAAAGACGCGUCAUACCGGGCGUCAAGGUUGCCACAAGUCGCUAUCCUCACGUUGGAUGUCUUCCGCUAUGACUUCGAACCAGGAACGGCUUCAACAUUACUACACCUAUCACGGUCACAAAGUAGGAAGAUCUGGAAACAAUGAUACCCUAGGGCGUCGAAUUGUUUCUUUGACCGGUCUCCACAGGCUGAAAGCCUUCAACAACUACGUUGAACCCGUCGAUGAGAAGCAUUCUACCCACGAUACCUUGGGAGCAUGCAGGUAGUACCACACGACAAUAGCCGCCUUCGAAUUGGACUAAUGGUCCAUUGUCAAUGGCUCAAACUGGUCGAGAUUGCACAUGACACCAAAAGCAUGGGGUCCAAUGCCGAAGAAGUACCGUCCGGCUCGCCAGAUGUCGGUACAUUGAGGGGAACACGGCAGCUGUUUCUCUUCACGAUUCGAGGUUUAAGCCAGCCAUCGAUGCUCUCGAUGAAGCGCAUCUGUGGCGGAAGAUUCCAAAAUGGCAUUCGCCAUCGCUCAGGACAUCUGGGACAUUAUCAAGCCACUCAAGAGGUCAAAAUUUUUAAGGUUAGAGUCUGUGUCACCAAAGGUUGACAGGCAAGGCCAUCCUAUAUUGGAACCCAAAACGUCAAUAUCGUGGUGUUUGCUCUCAACAAGGUACUAAGACAAUGGGAGGAGUUCCCCUUGUUGCAUGGUCACCAGCGGCGCUGCUCUUCCUAGCACAGGCUCUACUCUCUACGUAUGCCAACGCUCUCUAAUGGAUCAAACACGAUGUUGAGGCACUCGUUCGAGCGUGAUGAUUAUAGGGUCUGAAAUGAGAAGAAAUCAUUGGAUCAAAUAUACAGUAACUUCAGUUAUGACAACUUUUUGUGGCGAAGCGACCUCAUCUGCAGUGAUCGACAAUUACGCCAACUUCUUAAGUGUUGAUGGACACAAAGACCUUUGUUACCACGUGAUGGGCCUGACCGAUAGGUUUUUCUGCAACGACAAGUUGGACGAGGGUUCAUCUGCGCAGCAGGAGUCUGAUUCAGCAUCCGCGUUCAGCUCUGAGGAGAUUAUGUCCUGCACACUCGAAUAGAUCUGAGCAACGUCCUUGACUUCGCUGGCAUUAGCUUCCAAUACCUUCUCCAACUGAGACUUCUGCCAUGCAAUGACCCUGUUGGCUUCUUCAAGCUCAAGCUGGCAUUGAGCAUGCUGCAGCUGUUGAUUGUCGGAAGACUGUUUCCUUUGAGUUUCCGAGGUUUUUAAUUCUUGCUUUAGUUCCUCAAUCUGCCUUGUUUUGCAAUGGUCCAAGGGCACGUAUAUGCUCAAUGACUCUCCUAGGGCCGCCCGGUCUAUAUAGAGUUUACAGCAAUACCCAAGGAAGAUAAUAAUGAUGAUGAAAUUUCGGAAGUCGGACCACGGGAAGGAGUUCCAGAGGAUGGUGGACCAUGAACUCUCUUCUCCUUCUUCCGACUCAGCAGCGAUGAUCCAGUCGGCUGCCGUUUCGCGGACAACACUUCGUGCAGCUGGAAGGAGAGUAGUGACAUUGGCGGUUAUGAGAUGUUUGGUGGUUGAUCGACGUUCUACGGUCAAAGAAGGAGAAUGCUGAUCUGUGAGUUCAGAGACUGGUUGAGCUGCUGAAUUUGGUCGAGUAUUCCAGGAAGUGGCGGUCCGGAACCAUGUACUGGCCAGAAAAUACUGGUCUUGUUGAUCAGGAGUGCUAUAGAAGUUCAUCACCUGUAAACCAGACUGGGUAGACACAAGCCCACCAAGGAAUAGUACGGCUGUGCCCAGCGCCCAAGCUAUGAUGUGGAUAUGCA
Molecule: messenger RNA, 2460 nt
Organism: Exophiala mesophila
Lineage: Eukaryota; Fungi; Ascomycota; Eurotiomycetes; Chaetothyriales; Herpotrichiellaceae
Exons: 1
Coding region: 911-1252 (113 amino acids)
Source: RefSeq, a predicted model, not a curated record